AUGAUGACGGCAAUUGCUACGGAAUCACUUCCGAUUGUGGCGACCCAUAUAACUUCUAAUAUUCCUACUCCUCCAGCUGCGACCUACACUGGUGAUACAAAUGAUUCCGUUCAAGCUGCAUUCGAACAUAUCGAGUCAAUUCGUCGAGGUUUUGGUGUUGAUAGUGGUCUUGAUCCAACUAGUCAAGCAAUAAUUACUAAUCUUUUAGGUAUAAUCGAACGAAGUUUAGAAAGAUUAUCCAAUGAUCUCUACGUGGAACAAGGUCAUUUCGUAUUAGAACUUAUUCAAAAUGCUGAUGAUAAUCAAUACGCAUUAGAUUGCAUGCCUACUCUACGUUUCAUUGUUUCACCUGAACGGAUACUUGUCUGUAACAAUGAAAUAGGAUUUCAACCUUGUAAUAUUUCAGCAAUCUGUAAUGUCGGUGCUUCAACUAAAGGAAAACAUAAACAAGGUUAUGCUGGUCAUAAAGGUAUUGGCUUUAAAUCAGUUUUCAUGAUAUCACAUCGACCAGAAAUUCAUUCUCGAAACUAUCAUUUACGUUUUGAUACUGUUAAUGGAACUCAACAAAUCGGAUAUACAUUACCAAUAUGGAUAGAUCAUUACGAAGAAGAAUUACCUAAUGUUGAUGAAUGGGCAACAUGUAUUCGUCUACCAAUUAAAAAGGAAGCACAAGAUGCUCGACUAAAAGAAAAUUUUAAGAAAAUUGAAUCAAUUUUUCUACUCUUUCUUAAUCGUUUACGACAAAUUGAAGUCAUAAAUCCAUAUGAUAUAUCUCCAAUUCAUAAUAAUAAUCGAAUAUUUACUAGAAUUGAUCAUGUUCAAGGACAAAUUAUAGAAUUACAAGAAAAAACUAUGAAUGAAGCUAUCAUUAGUAAUUUAUGGCUUGUAAUUAAAAAAGUCAUUGAAGUACCCGCUAAUAUUAAAAAAAAGUUACGUGAUGUAAAAGGUGAUGUUGAUUCAACAAUCAUUGCCAUUGCUUAUCCACUCAAUGGUAUUCAAGAUUCUUUAUCAUCGUUUCCAUCAACUCAGCCUGUUUUUGCAUACUUACCACUUUGUUCGUAUGGAUUUCGUUUUAUUCUACAAGCUGAUUUUGAAGUUCCAGCAAAUCGUCAAGAAAUUCUUCAUGAUAAUCUAUGGAAUGAAUGGCUUAAAUCAGAAAUGACUUGUCUUCUUUCUUUAGCUUAUUGUCAAUUUCAACAUCUACCCGAUUUACUUACAUCAUCUACAAUUAAUACACAAAUAAAUUAUCAAAUAACACCAAUACAAAUAAUAAAAUUUUUUCUUAAAUUUUUUCCUCUACAGAAUGAAUCGAAACCAUUCUUUAAUACAUUUGUUGAUAAAAGUAUUCAGUCACUAAUGGGUAUUAUUAAAUUACCGGUUUCACAUCAAAAUGAAAAAGAUGAAAUAGUUAUCGAUUGGAUUCCACCUUCUCAAUGUGUUAUUGUACGAGAUGAAUUUAUUCGAAAAAUUCUCUCACAAGAUUUAUUAUUAUCUCAUUUCAAUAGUUAUUAUGUCCAUGAACAAUUAGCCCGUGAAUGUGAUGAACAAAUUCUAUUGAAAUUAGGCUGUCGUCAACUUGAUUUUUCAGAUAUUACACGACUUAUUGAAGCAUCAUAUAAACAAAAUGAACAACAACAUAUCAAAACAACAUCAGCUAUAGAACAAAUUGCCCAAUGGCUUGUAUGUCUCGACUAUAGUCUUCAACAACAACGAGAAGAAAUGAAUUAUAAAGAACGCGAAAAUGAUACAAUUACUAAACUUAAACAAUUGAAAAUAAUUCCAUUAAAAGAUCAAUCCCAUUUAGUAUCUGUUGAUGAAUUUAGCAAACAUACUAUUUCAUUUCCACCAGACAAAUCAACUCAAUUUUCAAAACACCUUAAACUCAUUCUUGAUGAUAUACCCAUACUUGAUGAACAAUUACUUAAUUUUAUUGAAGAUAAAUAUCCACGACGAGUUGAUUCAAUUAAGCGUCUUCUUCUAAAUCUCGGUAUCAGCAAAGAAUAUAAUAUUCGGGAAAUAUAUCGUCAACAUAUAUUACCAAUUAUGUCAAGUCCAACUCGCUGGGCUUCAAAAUCAGAAUCAGUAUUAAUCGCAUAUCUUGUAUGUAUUUAUGAAUAUCUCUACUUACCUAAUCCUGAUAUAUUUGAAAAUGAAUUAAAAACAUUACAAAAUAAAAUGAUUAUUAAAACACGUGACAAUAAAUUUGUUUCAUUAGGUUCAACUGAUGUUAUUGUUCAUUUAACAUCAACAUAUGGUUGUAGGCAUUCACUUGAAUCUUUAAAUUUACCCAACUAUCGAUUCCAUUUUAUUUCGGAUGAUUAUUAUACUGAAUUUUGUCGUACCGGACUAUUUCGUAGCGACCACGAUAUACAUUUUUUUGUCAAAUUUCUUAAGGCCCUUGAUUUGAGCGACUUUCUACUAGUAAAAGAGGAUGAAAAACCGUUUAUCAAUGUUCAACAACUUGCCGAUACUAAAUGGGCCUAUUUAAUUCCACAGGUAACUGAAAUGAUUCAUGAACCAUUUAUAAUACAAGAUUAUUGUUGCAAUGAAUUCAAUAAACUUGUAUCAACGUCUGAUGAAAGUCAAACAAUUGAUCUUGAAUUAUGUGUUCAACUACUUCGAUAUUUCAAUCAUCACCAUGAGUAUAUUUCUAACUACUAUGUAGGUUCGGUAAUGCUGGCUCGUGCACAUAAAUACGGUCAUCAUACGCCAAUCAAAGGUAUUAAAUCUUCAUUUUGUGUGUCACUACAGCAACAUGCAUGGAUUCCCGUCUAUGGUGAUGCGUUACUUAAACCUGGCGACGUUUAUUUAUUACCAGCAAAUAGUCAGACAUCAGUCUUUCGACGGUAUAUACCUCAUUUAGAUGAAUCAAAAGUACCAUUGCAUGAUUCAAAUUUUAUUUAUAAUAUACUUGGUAUAAAAUCGCAGGUUGAACCCCGAACUAUGUUCGAAUUACUUAUGAAAUGGUCAUGUAAUCUUGAUAGUAAAUCAUUAUGGAACUUAGUCAAUCAGACAAAUAUAUUGGAUAUUAUUCCUUGCACUCUUCCGAAUGAAUUUCGUCAAUCAUGUCUUGAUACGGUUGAAAAUUUUCGUCAAAUCUAUAGUUUUCUCGCUUCAAACGAUGAAACUUGUAAUCUUCUGAGACGUUUUCGUUUAUGGCCAAUCAUAUUUAUUCCACGAAAUCAAAAUACUGGUGAUUUCUUAUUCGUUCAACAAACAUUUUGGAAUGAUCCGAUAUCUCUAUUGUCCUUACAAGAUACAAUUGCAGAUUCAAAUGGUCGUAUUCCUAUACGAUCGUAUUACAAUGAUGAUUCUAUUUUAAAUUCAUUCUAUCUUAAUAUACUUAAUGUUGAAUUACAUCCAACAAUCGAUGAUUAUUUACCAUUAUUAUCGACUGAUCAAGAUAUUAAUAAGAUUUGGCAAAUUAUUGAAAUAAUCACAAAAUUAGCAAUAGAACAAAACAAACAAAAUGAAGUUCGAGACUUUACCAUUGAUACUUCUUUUCAAGAACAAUUUCGUUCGCUUUUUUCAAUUGAUACUCUUAGUAAAAUUAUUCAAACUAAAGUUGAUGUUGAAAAUGAACAAUCAUCAACAAAUCUAACUGAUUUCUACAGUUGUUCUAUUGAUCUUAUUCAAUAUUUUCUUUUAAGCAAAGAAUCUAUAUCUACUACUCGAUCCAUUUAUUUAUCAUCUGUAUUUGCUCAUAUGCAUUUUGUUUGUGUUGAUCGUAUACAUUUAUCAUAUUGCCAUGGGUCUAAUAUUGUUAAAUCACCAUCAACAUCGUACAGUAGAGAUACUUAUAUUGAUGAACAAUCAAACAAAUUUUAUAUUCUAAAGAAAUAUGAAACUUCUGAAAUGCGUUAUAUCGAUGCUAUGGUUGAUUUUAUUGUUGAAGACGAUGCGACUAGAUCAAAACUUUCAUUAUAUAUCAAAACACUUUUGCAAAAAUAUCAGAGAGAUGGUGAAGAUGGUUUAGUUAAAUUACGAGAAAAUUCGGAGAAUAAUUUCGAACCUAAAUGGACUAUUCCAAAGGAAAUUAAAACCCAUGUUCCGUUGUCACCAUCAAUACAACACGAGAAGCCUGAGGUUACAUAUGAAGAAAUUGAACGAUUGAUGGAGAAGCCUUCUACUCGACCAAAACUUGCGCCAAAAAAAGUAACAAACGAAGAAGAUGCUAAUCGACUAACCAGUUUUCCAGCAAGAGCCGGCAUUAUCGAAUCAAAUGAAACCUCGGAGAAAAGACUUUCAAAAGUACAAACGCAACCAAAACCAAAUGACUCAACUGAAGGAGAAAAUAUUUUAUUAAAAUCACAUUCAAAUGAUCAAAAUCAUCGAGUACCACAACAGCAUGAUCGAAAGAAUAAUGAACAUGUAGUACCAAAAGACACAAUUACCCAACAUACUGAUGUAAAUUUGAACAAAAACGAAUCAAAUGAAGAUGAGAUAAGAUCAUCCAAAGGUCAAUAUGUUCAACCGAAUGCUCCUAUGACUUUUUCGGAUUCUACUUCGUUACCAUCGGCUAACUUCGAACGUAUCUUUGUUUCGACUCUGACAAAUAUAGAACUAAACACGUCUUCUUCAACUGAUGAAUCAUCUCCGAUGAACUCAUUGCCUCCUAUUGGCACUGAAGUCGAUCUUGUUACAGGUCGGCAAGGUGAAGAAUUCGUUUUUUGUUAUCUUAAAUGGAAAUAUCCUAAUGAAGAUAUUAAAUGGAUCAAUCAAGCAGGAGAAUCAGGUGGACCUUAUGAUAUUCGUAUGACUAUUAAGUCAGAAAAUAAUCGAGAAGAAUUUAUUGAAGUUAAAACAACUCGAUCCUGUGAUCAAAAUACAUUUUCAAUAUCUAUUGGUGAAGUUGAAUAUCUUCUUGAACAUCCAUCCAAUUAUUAUAUUUAUCGAGUCUAUUAUGCAGACAAAAUUGACUCAUCAACAAUUACAGUAAUAAACAAAAUCAAGAGAAAUUUGCUACAAAAAAAUCUUAAACUUUCUAUGACUAUUGAAUCAAAAACUCAAUAA
This is a messenger RNA of Rotaria sp. Silwood2, 5013 nucleotides long. Lineage: Eukaryota; Metazoa; Rotifera; Eurotatoria; Philodinida; Philodinidae. The record is from the annotation of a GenBank genome assembly.